This is a messenger RNA of Elephantulus edwardii (Cape elephant shrew), 2127 nucleotides long. It is a transcript of the gene DHX33, whose product is annotated as DEAH (Asp-Glu-Ala-His) box polypeptide 33. Bases 16 to 2127 code for a protein of 703 amino acids. The transcript is spliced from 12 exons. Gene Ontology annotation, molecular function: RNA binding; ATP binding. Lineage: Eukaryota; Metazoa; Chordata; Mammalia; Macroscelidea; Macroscelididae. The record is from RefSeq and is a predicted model, not a curated record. Gene Ontology annotation, biological process: positive regulation of transcription by RNA polymerase I. Gene Ontology annotation, cellular component: intracellular anatomical structure; nucleolus.
CAGUGCCCUCCCGACAUGCCCGAGGAGGCUGGCUUCCCCCCGGCCAAAAGAUUCCGGCCGGGCUCCGGGCCUCCGAGCCGCUCCGGGUCCUGCCCUCCGGGAAGGCGCGUGGUGAUGCUGCUCACUGCGGGCGGCGGCGGAGGCGGCCGGAGGCAGCAGCCGGCCCUGGCCCAGGCCUCUGCCAGCCCCUAUCGUGAAGCCGUGGAGCUGCAGCGGCGGAAUCUGCCCAUCUUCCAGGCACGGGGACAAUUAUUGGCUCAGCUCCGAAACCUGGACAGCGCGGUCCUCAUCGGGGAAACCGGCUCAGGGAAAACAACACAGAUCCCUCAGUACCUCUAUGAAGGAGGGGUUGGCCACCAGGGCAUCAUUGCUGUGACCCAGCCCCGGCGGGUGGCUGCCAUCUCUCUUGCCACCAGAGUCUCAGAUGAGAAGAGAACUGAACUUGGGAAGCUGGUUGGCUAUUCUGUGCGCUUUGAUGAUGUCACCUCAGAAGACACCAGAAUCAAAUUCCUGACUGACGGCAUGCUUCUGCGUGAAGCAAUUUCAGACUCCCUGCUCCGGAAGUACAGCUGUGUCAUUCUAGAUGAAGCCCACGAGCGGACUAUCCACACAGAUGUGCUCUUUGGGGUGGUGAAAACUGCACAGCGGAGACGGAAGGAACUAGGGAAACUGCCUCUCAAAGUGAUUGUGAUGUCAGCCACGAUGGAUGUGGACCUCUUCUCUCAAUACUUUAAUGGAGCCCCUGUCCUCUACCUGGAAGGACGGCAGCACCCAAUCCAGGUUUUCUAUACCAAACAGCCUCAGAAUGACUACCUGCAUGCAGCAUUGGUCUCCGUCUUCCAGAUCCACCAGGAAGCCCCGUCUUCUCAGGACAUCCUGGUGUUUCUCACUGGCCAGGAAGAGAUCGAAGCAAUGAGCAAGACUUGCCGAGACAUCGCGAAGCACCUCCCCGACGGCUGCCCUGCCAUGCUUGUCCUUCCUCUGUAUGCCUCCCUGCCCUACGCACAGCAGCUCCGUGUCUUCCAGAGCGCGCCCAAGGGCUAUCGCAAAGUGAUCAUUUCAACCAACAUCGCUGAAACCUCCAUAACCAUUGCAGGAAUAAAAUAUGUAGUUGACACGGGCAUGGUUAAAGCAAAGAAGUAUAACCCUGACAGUGGUCUUGAGGUGUUAGCUGUGCAGCGGGUGUCAAAGACCCAGGCCUGGCAGCGCACGGGGCGGGCUGGCAGGGAGGACAGUGGCGUCUGCUACCGGCUGUACACUGAGGAUGAGUUUGAGAAGUUUGAGAAGAUGACAGUGCCAGAGAUCCAGAGGUGUAACCUGGCGAGUGUGAUGCUGCAGCUCCUAGCAAUGAAAGUCCCAGAUGUGCUCACUUUUGACUUCAUGUCCAAACCGUCUCCAGAUCACGUGCAGGCGGCCAUUGCCCAACUGGACCUGUUAGGCGCUCUUGACCAUAAGGAUGACCAGCUCACCCUGACUCCAAUUGGAAGAAAGAUGGCAGCAUUUCCUUUAGACCCCAAAUUUGCCAAGACUAUACUCCUGUCCCCCAAGUUCCACUGCACCGAGGAGAUCCUGACUAUUGUCUCCCUGCUGUCCGUGGACAGUGUUCUCUACAAUCAUCCUGCCCGCCGGGACGAGGUGCAGGGUGUUCGGAAGAAGUUCAUUUCCAGUGAGGGGGAUCAUAUCACCCUACUGAAUAUCUAUCGGACCUUCAAAAACCUCGGUGGGAAUAAAGAUUGGUGCAAAGAGAAUUUUGUCAACAGCAAGAAUAUGAUGCUUGUAGCUGAAGUCCGAGCACAGCUGAGGGAUAUCUGCUUAAAGCUGUCGAUGCCGGUCGCGUCUUCGCGUGGAGACAUGGAGAGUGUCCGCCGCUGCCUGGCACACAGCCUGUUCAUGUGCAGCGCGGAGCUACAGGCGGACGGCACGUAUGCCACCACGGACACCCACCAGCCCGUGGCCAUCCACCCAUCCUCUGUGCUCUUCCACUGUAAGCCGGCCUGCGUGGUGUACACGGAGCUGCUCUACACCAACAAGUGCUACAUGCGGGACCUGUGCGUGGUGGAUGCCGAGUGGCUGUAUGAGGCGGCACCCGACUACUUCAGGAGGAAGCUGAGAACAGCCAGGAACUGA